UUACCCACUGGCCAUGUGCUUCAUUCAUCAGUUCUAAUACUCUGAGAGCACAUCCAUUGGAGUGGUCCUACUAGCUAGCACGGUGCACUGGACACAAUGGACCAACACUCUGACUCAGGGGAAAGGUACAGGACGGACAGGACACCUCAACGGAUUGUGUGUCUCUGGUGUCACUCCAGUGUCAGCAAGUACCGUUUCAGCUCAGGUGGCUUUGCUACAUGGCGUCUUUGUGGUCAGAGCCAGUAAUGGACGCAAGCUAGCUCUGAAGAGAGUGGCAGUGAACAAUGAUGCUGACCUCUACCUCACCAAACAAGAGAUUGCUGUCACCAAGGCUCUGUCUGAUUGCUCGUAUUCUGUGACAUACAUUUCAUCCAUUACUAAGCAGAUAUCCAGUGAUGUACACGAGGUCCUCAUAGUAAUGGAGUUAUAUACAGGUACUUCGGUGAUAGAUUUGCUGAAUCAGCGAUUAUCAGCGGGCACUCGACUGAGACAACGUGAAGUGUUGCAUAUCUUCUCUGAUGUUGCCAAGGCCGUUGCUAGGCUACACCAUCGGGCAAAACCCAUCAUACAUGUACAUCGUGACCUCAAGAUUGAGAACAUACUCCAUGACUCUGUGCACGACACAUACAUACUCUGUGACUAUGGAAGCUGUUUACUCAAGAGCAUGCACCCCGAGGAGAUGGGGGCCACGGAAUGUUCUGAUGAGAUCUCACGCUUCACCACAAUACCUUAUCGAUCUCCAGAGAUGGUCUCCGUAUAUCCUGGCAAAACCAUCACCACCAAAUCUGACAUCUGAGCACUGAGCGUACUACUGUUUAAGCUGUGCUUCAUGGAUACUCCAUUUGGUGACAACCCUCUAGCCAUAGUCAGUGCUCAGUACAGAAGACUCUCCCUACACACAAGACCUGCACAACUUGACAGCGUAUCUGUUGACCUCUGAUCUUGAGCUGCGUCCCAGUAUCUGGCAAGUGUCUGAGGUGGUGUCCAGGAUCACAGGAACCACCAACCAUGUCACUAAUGUCUUUCGUUCCCCUGGUCCACCCAAUCCCCUCCCUUCUUCGAAAAAGACUCGUCCUGUUGCUAAGAAACCAACAAACCAAUCAAAACCCUCCGUGACUAUCACCCCCAUCAACGCUACGAGGGCUAUUGACACAGGGGUUACCACGACAACCAUUUCAUCUCGAGAUCGACCUCGCGGAAUAGGUAACUGGUCUAGUCGCCAGGGCAACAACGAGUAACGAACCUGAAGCCAUCCAAUCAGAAUGCAGGAUUCCAUAAAAGCGUAGACAGUGCUUUUGGUCAUGACCCAUUCACUCCACAAAGAAUAGGAUCAGACGACCACAGUGACUGGCAGUCCAUUUCCUACGGAUGACUUUGGUACCACUUCAUUUGACGGACGUUCCUCUACCCCACCCACUCAUAAUACUGCAUGCUGACAUUGCAAGACGAGAUUUAUUUGGAGCACCCCCCUUUAGAGAGGGUUCAAAGGUUACGCCGACAAUGACAACUGUAGAUCAAUUUGGAGCAGUUCCUUUUAGCUGAAUUUUUAUAUUAAUUUUAGUGUUUAGUAUUAUUAUAAGUGUUGUUUUGUGUGUAGUAGGAUCAUAAUUAUGACUCCGACUAUUGACUGUGUGCAUAAUAUACCUUAUAGCGCGAAAUUUUCGAGGGGCUUAAUUUUCGCGGAUUUCGUGGGUUAGAAUUCUACAAAAAAAUUAAGUCCACAAAAAGUGUUCUUUAAUUAGAAUUACCUGCUAUCAUCAAAGAUUUAAAGGCGUGGCUUCCGGUAAGCAGUCAUUCCGCGAACAUUGUGCAACGAAAUGGUUUUUAGAGGCCAAUCCACACUAGAAAUAUAAGUGCCUCAAAAAUUUCGCGCUAUACGGUAAUAUGUAAUGC
Molecule: messenger RNA, 1893 nt
Organism: Halichondria panicea
Lineage: Eukaryota; Metazoa; Porifera; Demospongiae; Suberitida; Halichondriidae
Product: AP2-associated protein kinase 1-like
Exons: 10
Coding region: 419-796 (125 amino acids)
Biological process (GO): protein phosphorylation; positive regulation of Notch signaling pathway; regulation of clathrin-dependent endocytosis
Cellular component (GO): cytoplasm
Molecular function (GO): AP-2 adaptor complex binding; protein serine/threonine kinase activity; ATP binding
Source: RefSeq, a predicted model, not a curated record